Messenger RNA from Penaeus monodon (black tiger shrimp), 1266 nucleotides. It is a transcript of the gene Septin1, whose product is annotated as septin-2B-like. Gene Ontology annotation, biological process: cytoskeleton-dependent cytokinesis; cell division; regulation of exocytosis. The record is from RefSeq and is a predicted model, not a curated record. NCBI's taxonomy places the organism in Eukaryota, Metazoa, Arthropoda, Malacostraca, Decapoda, Penaeidae. Gene Ontology annotation, molecular function: molecular adaptor activity; GTP binding; GTPase activity. Gene Ontology annotation, cellular component: septin ring; microtubule cytoskeleton; septin complex.
CCUGUGAGUUAUGACGUCAUCACCGUACAUCAGUCCGCUGCCCAGCCCAAGGUCACCCACAAGCCCGGUCAGCCCGAGUCGCUGCGUUAAGGUCAAGAAAAACCCGUUCAGCAAUCCAGACAUGCCUGGGUAUGUAGGCUUCGCCAAUCUCCCCAACCAAAUUCACAGAAAGUCUGUCAAGCGUGGCUUUGAAUUCACUCUGAUGGUUGUUGGUGAGAGCGGCCUUGGCAAGUCAACUCUGAUCAACACCCUUUUCCUUACCGAUCUGUAUCCUGAUCGUGUUAUGCCCUCAGCUCAAGAAUGCAUUGAGAAGACUGUCAAGAUAGACGUGUCAACUGUAGAGAUUGAAGAGCGAGGUGUAAAGGUGCGACUGACGGUUGUUGAUACACCAGGUUAUGGAGAUGCCAUUGACAACACUGACUGUUUCCAGUCCAUCAUCAGUUAUAUCAAUGACCAGUUUGAGCGCUACCUGCAGGAUGAGUCUGGCCUCAACCGUCGCCACAUAGUUGACAACAGAGUCCAUUGCUGCUUCUACUUCAUCAACCCUGCUGGCCAUGGGUUAAAGCCCUUGGACAUCCAGUUCAUGAAGCAACUCCACAACAAGGUCAACAUUGUUCCCGUCAUUGCAAAGGCUGAUACCCUUACCAAGCAAGAGGUGGCUAAACUGAAACGAAAGGUAUUGGAUGAGAUAGAAGAGAAUGGUAUCCACAUUUAUCCACUCCCAGACUGUGACACAGAUGAGGAGGAGGAUUAUAAGGAGCAGGUGCGAUUACUGAAGGAGGCUGUGCCCUUCGCAGUGGUGGGCUCCACAACUGUGCUGGAUGUGGGUGGCAAGAAAGUCAGAGGGCGGCAGUACCCUUGGGGUGUCAUCGAGGUGGAGAAUCCCAAUCACUGUGACUUCAUUAAGCUCCGUUGUCUAUUAGGCACCCAUAUGCAGGACCUAACAGAAGUCACGCAAGAUGUACACUACGAGAACUACCGGUCAGAAAGGCUGGCAAAGGGUGGGUCAGCUCCCCUGACAGCAAGUGCUGCUGCUACUACCAAUGCUAACUCUGUUGCAGCUCCACCAAAAAAACAAUCGCCAACAGCAAUGGUAAGCGGUCCAGACAAGGAGCGAAUGGCCAUGGAGCUGCAGGAGAAGGAGGCUCAGAUCCGAAAGAUGCAGGAGAUGAUGGCCAGGAUGCAGGCCCAACUCCAGGACAAAAAAUAAACUCUAGGCUGUAUAGGAGGAAUGUUUCAAACUGCAAAUCAAAUGUAAUAUAUAUG